CUUAUUGCAUAGGCUAUUUGAAUUUCUGAGUAGCUUUGUAUUAGUAUGGUCACAUAGACAUCCAUAACUGCCUAUUCAGGCUGAAUAGAUUUCUGCUAAGGUAUGUGUUCUGGCUGUAUAGAUGUGUGUAGAGUUGUAUGUCAAUUUGAAUAAUUGUAGACAACCAUUCAGCUGCUUAUUAUUAUGAAUAUUUUACUGUGUAUUAAUUUGGCUAUUCAAUACCUUUCUGAAUUCUCAUUGAUCUUCCUGUUUGCAUGCAUAUUAUUCUGUACAUGCAGAUACCUUUUGAGUUAUCACUGUGACUGUAGAUACAGUUAUCCUGACUACAUAGAUGUUUAACCAGCUAAAGAGAUCCCGUUUAGCUCCCUUUUUAUUUUUCUGGGCGUUUGAAAUCUUGUCAAGGUGAUGAUUCUGACUGUUUACACAUACACCCAACCACCCAUUAGGUAUGAAUCUUGCCCAUUCCUUUGAACCCGGGACUGUGUGCCAAACUACUUUGAUACUUUUAAUUUUAGAAUUGCUUGCCUCCUAAACAUUGGCAAGGAUAUAUUAAAUGGGGAUAGAAUUAAUGUAGGCUGCAGCAUGGCGCCACUACUCAGAAAAGCAAAAUUAAUAUAAGAAGAACUAUAAGGGACGUAUCCUCUCAUUUGAAUCGCGUUUUAAUAAUAAUUGGGAUAUCGUUACAAUUAUAACUGUUGAAUAUGGAUAAUACAUCAACAAUGCACAUGGGGCAAAGUCUGCUUUAAGACAUUCAUUUAUAACCUAAAAGUUUCAGGUUGCUUGAAUCCCGAGCUGUUAAGACAGAACCGGAACUGCUCGAACUAUCCAAGACGCGCACCAUUGGUCGUGACGUCACUGCGCUCGAACUUUUCGAGUAGUUUUCCCAUGCAUAGCAUUUAUCUAUGAGCUAAUGUGUGCAAUAACGUGUAAUCGAACUGGUAAGGUUGAAAUUGUUUGUGGCUGUUAAAUUAAGCUGGAGGUAGAAUUCGUUAAAGAAAUUUGUUGUGUGAUAAGUUCAGUUUACAACUACAAUACCUUUUCUAUAUGUCGAGCAAGGAAAGUCAGAGAGACGAAAUAUGCGCUCUAGAAAGUAUUUAUAAUGAGGAAGAAAUACAAACUCAUGAAGAAAAUGGCCUUCUUGGAGGUCAGUUUUAUGCCUACAUUGAGCUUCCGGCUGGAUUCAGAGUUGUCUUCAGGGAUUUACGGAAGGAAGAUUCUAGUUUUGAAGAACUGCCAUUGAAAUGUCUUCCGCCCAUAAGUCUGCACUUCAGCCUUCCAAGUGAUUAUCCAUUUCAUUCACCACCGGUAUAUAGGCUGUCUUGCCAGUGGUUAAAGAAAAAUAAGGUAAUGUUGUUGUGCAAGAAGCUGAAUGCAAUCUGGAAGGAAAAUGAAGGCAUGGAGGUGUUAUUUUUGUGGACACAGUUUCUUAAGGAGGAUGCUCUUAAAUUUCUUAAGAUUGCGGACGUUCUUGAUGUGAGUCCUCGUGAAACAGCCUUUAUAAAACAUGAAGAAUUUAGACGAGCCACGAGGGCACUUCAUUUGGAGGAAGAACAGAAAAGGAAGAAUGAGAAAUCUGAAAAAAGAAAUGUAAAUGCACCUUCCAAGCAGUCGGACUACGCGCCGGCCGCUUGUGACGAUGCCGUUGAGUACCCAAGGAGCAAACAAAGAGGCAGACCGAGAUGGGGUAGAAGUGACAGAGGCAGAAAUCAACGGAAACAGAAAUGUAAUGAAGUCUCUGAAUUUAAAACUGAAAAUUGUGUUCCUCAGAAGACUGAAGCCAUGACAACCAGUAUUCAAAGUACAGGGACUGUUCAGGGUAACUGCAGUAACUCAGGAGUGUCUGUUUACGGCAGUAAUAAAAGAAGUGGAAACUGGGCACAGAGACGCUAUCAUAGAGGAACUGCUGGUAGGGUACACAAUUCUUAUUAUAACAGGUCUGUGAGAAGAGGGAACAACCAUUGGGUCUCGGUAACCGGUUCUAAUAGUGGUCAGGUGGUCAGUGAGGAUCUAGCUAAAGACAGUCAAUGUCACAAAAGUUCCUCAGAACCUGGUGGUGUAUUAGAUCGGCGGUGUAGCGACGGCAGUAAGGCGGCAAAUGUGGGGAAUGCCUCUCAGAAUUGUACUGUUGAUAAUCAGGAGGAAGAGGCUGUGGUUACUUCGGACGGUGUAGAAAGAGCGAAAGCUUCUGAAUCCUUAGAUGUUGCGAGAAAACAACGUUCAAAGUCAGUUCAGUCAAAUGCGAUGCGUGACAGUGCUCUGGCCAGACCAAAGACGUCAAUCGUUCAGUUGCUCAGGGACUACGACGAGGCAAGACAGCGGGUGGAAUUCAGCCGUAGCAUCCACACUUGCAAGAUUUGCUUUCAGGAUAAGCAGGGUUCUCAGUGCACUCGUUUUGAUGGCUGUGGGCAUGUCUUCUGUAAGAGCUGCGUGGCAGAAUAUUUUGAAGUGCGGAUAAAGGAUGGCAACGUGAAGAGCAUUUGCUGUCCGGAAGGGAAUUGUACCUCUGAAGCAGUGCCUGGUCAGGUGCGAGAGCUGGUGAGCGCAGAAUUGUUUUCACACUAUGAUGCAGUACUUCUGUCAUCCUUGUUGGAUACAAUGGAGAAUAUAUUAUAUUGUCCAAGGCCUGCUUGUCAGUACCCAGUCAUCUUGGAACCUGGGGAAAACAUGGCAACAUGUCCGUCAUGUGCGUAUGCGUUCUGUAUCCACUGCAAAAUGGUGUAUCAUGGCAUCGAACCCUGCAGGUUAAGGUCUUAUGAGCGCCGUCGCCUGGUGGAGGAAUACUGCAAUGCAAGUGACGAAAGGAGAGUGCAAAUGGAGCAGCGUUAUGGCAGAAAACAGUUGCAGACGUUGGUGGACACGUCACUUUCUGAGAACUGGCUAGCCAGCAACAGCAAGAAGUGCCCCAGCUGUGGUGCUGCUAUAGAGAAGUCGGACGGAUGCAACAAAAUGGUUUGCUGGAAGUGCAACACAUUCUUCUGCUGGCUGUGUGAGGAACGCCUCGAUCCUGAAAGUCCGUACCUGCAUUUCAGUGAUCGUUCUUCAAAGUGUUACAGACUACUCUUUUAUGGAGUGCCGUUUCCAGAUGACGAGGAUGAUUGGUGGGUGGCGCCUGGUAUAUUUCUUGAAAAUAAUGAUGAUGAUGAUGAAGAUGAUUACUGAAUCAAAAAUUCUUUCAGGCAUAGGUAAAGAAAAGGUGUAUAAAUUGUUGGAUUCUUAUGGUAAUCUUAAGGGGUUCAUCGGUAAUGGUUCACUUGUCUCAGAUUGUCCAUGUUACUAUUUUAAUGGAAGGUAAAAUUUUGGGAGAGAGAUGAGAGUUAAUGAGCAUAAAUGCUGUGUUGCUUUGAUUAAAAUGUUAUGUUUCACUUGUUGUUUGUUAAAAAUUUAUGAAACAUUGUAGAUGAGAAACUGUUACACUU
Zootermopsis nevadensis is the source of this 3416-nucleotide messenger RNA. Its product is annotated as E3 ubiquitin-protein ligase RNF14. Gene Ontology annotation, biological process: protein ubiquitination. NCBI's taxonomy places the organism in Eukaryota, Metazoa, Arthropoda, Insecta, Blattodea, Termopsidae. Gene Ontology annotation, molecular function: ubiquitin-protein transferase activity; zinc ion binding; protein binding. The record is from RefSeq and is a predicted model, not a curated record.